AUGCCCAAGACACAGCAGCCCCCAGCACUGCACAGUGCACCCGUUCCGCUUGACGGCUCACAACAGCAAUGCCCCUUCUUCAACGCAACUCUCAGUGGAGUCGGCGAGUGUGAAGUGUUUCCUGACUCUGGGUCCAAGCACCGCAUUGACCUGCUACCUGAUGCUUUACCGUACAGUCGGAGCCCAUACCGGUACGCUACAGAGGACAAGCAGUUCCUGGAAACUCAGGUGAAGAAGUUGCUCCACCAAGCAGUUUCGUCCACGUCUACGGGCGACGUUAUCAAGCAUUUGCACAAUGUGUUCUACACUUACGGCACGCCAGACCACUGCCUCUCGGACCAUGGCUCAGCCUUCAAAUCCAAUGAGUUCAAGCGCUUCAUGAGUCUUCAUUCCGUGGAGCUCCAUUUCACCACUGCCUAUCGACCUGAGGGCAAUGGCUUAGUCGAGAGAAGCAAUGGAACUCUCCUGGCAGCUCUCCGCAAGAUCUGUGCAAUGGAACCACUGUCAUGGCCUACCAAACUUCAAGAGGCAGCAUUUGCAGUAAACACGUCCAUGAAUGCCAGCACGAACUUUACGCCAUUUCAGCUUCUCUAUGGCUACGUACCGAAGAUUCCACUCCAACAACAUCAUCCGUUCCAGCACUCCGCUCUUGCCGAGCGCAUCCUCGACACAACAGUGCAGCGCUCCGAAGCAGCCGCCAAUUCGGAAGCAGCCCAAGGUGCCCGCAAAGAGCGCUACGACCGCAGCCACCGUUCUCACACCUUUACCGUCGGUGAUAUGGUCUGGGGAUUCUUAAAGUGA
Messenger RNA from Dermacentor silvarum, 801 nucleotides. RefSeq lists its product as uncharacterized. Gene Ontology annotation, biological process: DNA integration. Lineage: Eukaryota; Metazoa; Arthropoda; Arachnida; Ixodida; Ixodidae. Bases 1 to 801 code for a protein of 266 amino acids. Gene Ontology annotation, molecular function: nucleic acid binding. The record is from RefSeq and is a predicted model, not a curated record. The transcript has 4 exons.